Naegleria gruberi is the source of this 564-nucleotide messenger RNA. RefSeq lists its product as uncharacterized. Lineage: Eukaryota; Heterolobosea; Eutetramitea; Acrasida; Naegleriidae. The transcript is spliced from 3 exons. The record is from RefSeq and is a predicted model, not a curated record. Bases 1 to 501 code for a protein of 166 amino acids.
AUGAAGAAUUUGUUUUUGGCAGGUUGCCUUGUUGUUUUGUUAUUUGUUGUUACUCAAGUAACAGCAAUUUAUACCCCUACUAAUGCAUGUGUUGCUCAUUCAUUCUCUUGUUGUCCAAAUAUUGAUUUUAAAGUCAAUGUUGAUUACAUCAAGGAUUUAGAAGGAAGUGUCUGCAAGGAAAUUGCUGCUUUUGCUGCCUCACCUGAAAAUGUUUCAAAGGAAUGUUUGGCUGCUCAUAUUGAAUAUACUUGUCUCAAGAAGAUUCCAAAAUGUGUUUCUGAUUCUAAUAGACAUGUAAAUCAAUUGUCCAGAAGUGUUUGUGUCAAGAGACAACAAAUUUGUCUUGCCCACAAGUCCAAGAAUAUUCUUUACUUUGAAAGCCUUUGUCCAUCUUUUUAUUCUGCAAGUGAUUCAUCCAGUGAAAUUUUUGAUAAUCUUGCUGAUGAAGUUAUCAUGGAAGCCUUCGAUGAAGAAGAAGAAUUUGAUCAAGAAGAGGAAUAAUUAUUUCUAAUAGAGUUUCAAUUCCAAUCCUGAAUCAUUUUUCAAUAAACUCAAGUUUCAUUG